AUGGGUAUAAUGGAUCCGAGUGUCAAACAACAGAAAGAGGAGAGAGAUAGAGAUGUUUUAGCGUUCUUCGAAGACACUGUCGCCAGAGAUGUGGAUGGACGCUACGAGGUAAAACUACCUUGGAUUGAAGACCACCCCCCUCUGGAUACGAACCGUGAAGUAGCCAAUAAACGUCUGUUGUCAACAACACUAUUGAAGGAUUGGUUGACCAAAGGCAUCAUUGAGCGAGUGACAGAUGAAAACAUUUCACAGCCAUUGAAAAGUCACUAUUUACCACACCGGGCUGUUGUCAAGGAGGGAAGCACCACGAGGAUCAGACCUGUCUUUGACGCUUCCGCUAAAGACAUAAAUGGAUAUUCUGUUAAUGGAUGUCUUGAGUCUGGACCUAACUUGAUAGAGUUAAUACCUAAGCUAGGAGGCUUUAACCUAAGGGGUUGGGCUGGUAACGGUUACUUUAAAACUCCUGAACAAGUUGAGAACGUCUUGGGACUUAGAUGGUUAUGCUCUAAAGAUGAACUGUACUGUAAUGUUCAACCUUUGAAUAUCAAGGACUCAGUACUUACCAGAAGGACAUUGCUAUCAUGUGCUCAAAAGGUUUUCGAUCCUAUUGGUUUUACUGCUCCGGUUGGACUGAUUCCCAAAAUUAUUUUGCAAAUGACUUGGACGUUGAAGGUAGGUUGGGAUGAAGAACUACCUCAAAACCUACAGGUACAGUUUCAAAAAUGGGUCGAGGAACUAGGCUGUCUGGAAAGGUGUGUAUUGAGUAGGAGAAUAUUUUUGAAUGCUUCAAGUACAGUACAUGUUUUUUGUGAUGCCAGUAAAGCUGCUUUUGGAUGUUGUAUAUUCUUAAGAACCGAAGUAGAUGGUAUCAUUGACAUAAAUCUUAUAUUAGCCAAAUCACGAGUUGCACCAAUCAAACCAAUUACUUUACCUCGUCUUGAGUUAAUGGGUGCAAUUACUGGUGUGAGACUCUCAUGUCUAGCUUUACAGUGUCUCAACAACCCCGAAGUCCCAGUUUAUUAUUGGCUGGACUCCACCGUAGUUCUAGCAUGGAUUGCAAAGCAAGGGAAGUGGUCUGUUUUUGUUGAAAACCGAGUGAAAGAAAUUAACAGAUUGACCCAACUUUCACAGUGGAGACAUGUUUCAGGACCUGACAACCCUGCUGACAUUCUUUCCAGAGGAUGCACUCCGAUAGUAAGAACUAUAGCGUGGAUCUUGAGAAUGUCUCCCAAGAAUAAAUUGAACUUAGGAAAUAACAUCAGUUCUGAAGAAUUCUUGAAGGCAGAAAAGAUUGUAUUUAAAUUGAUUCAAAGAGAGAGCUUUCAUGAAGGUCUAAAAUCUCAAGAGCUAAGUGGUGUACAAAAAUUUGUGGAUGAAGAUGGCGUCAUAAGAAUGAAAACCAGAGUAUCAGAUUGGGAGGAAGGUUUUGAAUACCAGUACCCUGCCAUUCUACCUAGCAAACACCCUGUUGUUGAGAAAAUGAUCAGGCAGUACCAUUUACAGAAUAAACAUGCAGGAGUACAAGCGUUGAUUGUCAUCCUUCGUGACAGAGUGUGGAUCCUAAAAGGCAGAAGGGCUGUUGGAAAGGUAGUUCACAACUGUGUUCGAUGCAAGCGACACAUAGCAAAAGCCUUAGAGAUGCCAUCACCUCCCUUACCCACAGACCGCACUCAGAUUUCUUCAUGUUUUCAAGUAUGUGGGAUUGACUUGGCUGGUCCAUUGAUCACUAAAGAUAAUCAGAAGUGUUGGGUGGUAAUAUUUACAUGUGCCGCGUAUCGUGCAGUCCACUUAGAAGUCAUACAAUCCCUCAACACAGAAGCAUUCAUAAGAGCCUUACGACGGUUUAUAGCUAGACGAGGCCGGAUAAGUGUUAUCUAUUCAGAUAAUGGCACAAAUUUUGUUAGUUUAAACAAGAAUCUGAAGUCUCUGAACUGGACUGAAAUCCAAAAUACAUUCAGCCUCAAUGCAAUUGUGUGGAAGUUCAUUCCCCCUGCAAGUCCUUGGUGGGGAGGAUUUUGGGAAAGACUGAUAAGGAUCCUAAAAGGACUCCUCCGGAGGAAUUUGGGAAAUUCGUCUCUCACAUACGAAGAAAUAAACACCCUAGUAUGUGAAUGUGAGGGAAUAAUGAACAGAAGACCACUAACAUACGUCUCAGAGGAGACGGGAGACUUAAGACCUCUGACUCCAUCUAUGUUUCUACAAAGCAUUGUGGGAAAUGAAGUCACGGACUUGGACAUCCUAGAGAGAACCAGUUUGAAAACAAGAUGGAGAUAUAUUCAAAGUCUAAGAGACAAUAUGAACUCCCGUUUCAAAAAGGAGUAUUUGGGGUUCCUGAAAUCGACCAACAAGUUAAAAUACGACGAUAUUAAAGUUGGAGACGUGGUAUUGGUUCGAAUUGAAGACAGAAGAAGAAUUACUUGGCCUUUGGGUAUUGUAAUAAAACUGUUCCCAGGGAAAGACGGCAAAGUUCGGUUGGUACAAGUAAAAACUAAAAAGGGUUUAAUACUAAGACCCAUACAACGACUGUACCCACUGGAAGUUACCGGAGAAGGACUGAAUGAAGACUUCUUAUUUUGCGACCUCGCAAAAAAAGGGGGAGUGUGUUAUAAAAUGUAA
Molecule: messenger RNA, 2616 nt
Organism: Macrosteles quadrilineatus (aster leafhopper)
Lineage: Eukaryota; Metazoa; Arthropoda; Insecta; Hemiptera; Cicadellidae
Exons: 3
Coding region: 1-2616 (871 amino acids)
Biological process (GO): DNA integration
Molecular function (GO): nucleic acid binding
Source: RefSeq, a predicted model, not a curated record